Messenger RNA from Balearica regulorum gibbericeps (East African grey crowned-crane), 1037 nucleotides. The record is from RefSeq and is a predicted model, not a curated record. NCBI's taxonomy places the organism in Eukaryota, Metazoa, Chordata, Aves, Gruiformes, Gruidae.
AGCGUGCUAGUGAAAGCAUCCAUCAACUGAAAUACGCCUUGGAGGAAAGACAGUUUGCAGAGGGUGAGGGUGAAGUUGGAUUUGACCAGUCCUCUGUGGACAAGGGCAGUGAUGAUGUGAACAGGGGCAAUGAUGACAGUGGAAAUGCAGUCUGGCAGGAACUGCAGCACAGUCAUGCAGUUAAUCAACUUAAAAUUUUGUUGCAACAUCAAGAAAGAGUGGAAAGUGAAGUCUCUCCAUCAAGGAGGAAGAUGUCAUUCUGUAAACCCCCAGAAGCUGCAACUGGAGACUUACCAGCCCUUUCUGAUCUUGUUCCUAUAAUCAAUGAUCAAUCACAGUACAUUAACCAUUUAGAAGCAGAAGUGAAGUUUUGCAAGGAGGAAUUGUCUGGGAUGAAAGAUCGAGUACAAGUAGUUGUUCUUGAAAAUGAGGAACUACGUCAGAAACUGAAGUUCUUAUCUGCGGAACAUAUGUUGAGAGAGCAAACUCUUCUAGAUGCCUCGGCAAAUACUCAGAACUCCUGGAUUGUUGGUGGUAAUGACUGUAGCAUGCGUCAGCCUGUCACCUCCUCACCAGCGCAUAACAAAGAUAAGGCUUUUGUUACAGCAGCUAUUGGAGAAAUAGAGAAAUGGCCUGUAGAACUGGAGAAACUGAAACUUCUUUAUCAAGAAAAAGUCAAUAUCCUUGAUGCUCAAAUACUGUCUCUAAGAAAAGACCUUUCAGAAUCUCAGAAGACAUGCAAAGAUUUGGAAGGAAGGCUAAAACACCACAAGUCACUCGUUUCAGCCAUGGAUUCUAACCGGGUUGGUGGUCUGUGUCUGAAAUGUGCACAGCACGAGGCAGUUCUUGCACAGACUCAUUCCAAUCUUCACAUGCAGACCAUCGAGAGGGUAACAAAAGAAAGAGAUGAGUUGAUGGAUGCACUUGUGUCACUGAGGCGAAACAUGAAAGAGAUGCAACAAAGAGAAUCUAAUGCUUGUGAGCAAGUUAAACAAGCUGUGCAAAUGGCAGAAGAGGCUAAUUUAGAAAAAACAAAG